Messenger RNA from Mobula hypostoma (lesser devil ray), 1009 nucleotides. RefSeq names its product 1-phosphatidylinositol 4,5-bisphosphate phosphodiesterase delta-1-like. Gene Ontology annotation, molecular function: phosphatidylinositol-4,5-bisphosphate phospholipase C activity. Gene Ontology annotation, biological process: phosphatidylinositol-mediated signaling; release of sequestered calcium ion into cytosol; lipid metabolic process. NCBI's taxonomy places the organism in Eukaryota, Metazoa, Chordata, Chondrichthyes, Myliobatiformes, Myliobatidae. Bases 86 to 1009 code for a protein of 307 amino acids. The transcript is spliced from 6 exons. The record is from RefSeq and is a predicted model, not a curated record.
CAGAGGGGAAGAAGCUGUUCCUGAAUCGCUGAGUGUGUGCCUUCAGGCUUCUGCACCUCCUACCAAAGGGAAGCAUGAUUUCUUCAUGACCAAGGAUGGCUUUCUGUUCUUCCAGAUGUCACCUGGAGGGGACAUUUUCAACCAAGAACAUGACAAGGUUUACCAAGACAUGAUGAAGCUACUCAAUCAAUAUUACAUUUCUUCCUCUCACAACACCUACCUGAUUACGGAUCAGCUGGAGGCUCCUGGUAGCACCAAGGCCUAUAUCAGGCCCCAUUCCCAAGGAGAGAUGUGCUGGUACAGAGGAGGUUUGCAAGAACAAUCCCAGGAAAAAAAGGCCUUGGCAAGUAGGGUAAAGGAAAACCCCAAGGCAUUCUUCAAUUAUGUGAAGAAAAAAAGGAUGACAGGAGUGAAGGUCACUCCCUACCUUCUCAUCCUCUUCCUGAAGACCCAUUGCCACACAGAACAGCAGAAGGUCAUGGUGCAGCACAUGAAAACCUUUGUGGGGGACAAGCUGCUGUACAGGAGCUUCAACAGGAAGGUGCCUUCACCUGAGGUCAUCUCUGCCCAGCAACUCCCUAAAUCAAACAUGGUGGAACACAGCUCAGUGGUGGACCUGCUUGUGAAGGUGCAGGUUUUUGGAGUUGGACAAGACAAUGGGCAGAAAGUGACGUCAGAUGUUUCCAACAAUGCCCCGUGUGGAACACAACCUCCCAGUUCACUGUGUCCGUGCCUGAGCUGGCUUUUGCUCGCUUCCUGGUGCAGGACUAUGACAGCUCCUCGAAGACUGACUUCAUCGGACAGUUCACGCUGCCAUUCACCAGCUUACAGCUAUGUAUUGUACGAAGACCCCACCCGUUUAAAACUGGGAGGAGUGGAGGAAAGAAUGGGUAGUGGGAAUGAGCAACUGGAGAGCAAACUCUCAUUCUACAAGACACAGACUGUCACAUGGAAGCUCGCUGAGACCUACCCCUUCCCCAAGGACAGAGCUGAGGAGGGUUUUUGUUAG